Lindgomyces ingoldianus is the source of this 609-nucleotide messenger RNA. RefSeq lists its product as uncharacterized. The annotation marks the transcript as partial. Gene Ontology annotation, cellular component: nucleus. Lineage: Eukaryota; Fungi; Ascomycota; Dothideomycetes; Pleosporales; Lindgomycetaceae. Gene Ontology annotation, biological process: mitotic cell cycle; positive regulation of transcription by RNA polymerase II. The record is from RefSeq and is a predicted model, not a curated record. Gene Ontology annotation, molecular function: DNA-binding transcription factor activity, RNA polymerase II-specific; RNA polymerase II cis-regulatory region sequence-specific DNA binding. The transcript is spliced from 5 exons.
AGUUCCUCGCCGGCCGCAAAACGCAACCUGAAACCCUCUCCCAUCGCAGCAACCACGCAGCCGAGCUCUCAGUUCGCCGCGUCUGCCGAGCUCCCCAGUCUCCAGCCGGCGGUCACGCCAGCUCAAGAGCCUUUCUCCUCGUUCCCGCAACCGACGUCGCCAGGGAACUCGAGGAAGCGGAAGUCGGUUGGCCAGGCCCUGGACCAGAUGGCAAGCAACGCGACCCCAACGGGAGUAGCGUCUGGCGACGCACCGGCUGCUCAAAAGGCCGAUGUCGACCCGCCGCCGGCAGAACCUAAAGUCAAGAAAAGUAGAACCAACACGCCGUGGACGCCGGCUGAGGAGCAGAGACUCAAGACGAUGAGAGAUGCGGGGAACAGCUGGAGCGAGAUCGCAAAGACCUUCCCACAACGAACAGAAGGAAGCGUGAAAAAACACUGGUACAAGGACAUGCACUAUGCCGAGUUCGGAGAAGACGAGAGCGCAGCGCUUCUUGCCGCCAUCAAGGAGUACGACUCCAACAAGUGGAAGGUUAUCGGACAAAAGGUUGGAAAACCUGCAAAAGCGUGCGAGCAGUAUGCGAAGGAGCAUUUUGGUGGGAAGGUUUGA